AUUUCUGAGGCUUGGCCCUAGUGCUCGAAAAGACGAGUAACCCUAGCCCUCGUUAGAGGGAGCUCAUCCCAUCACCACAAAAUGGCGACGUAAGACCAGGAAAGUGAGGAAGACACUCAACCAAAUCCGGAUUUGGGGACACGAACUGGGAACAAAUCGAGCCCAGGCUUGAACAGCCGCCAUGGCGCAAACCGUUGGAGAUACGGAGGAUUGCAAUUGGUCUUACCCUGGGUCAAACAAGAAUGUGCCCUCCAUCCGAGUGUUUCGUCCCACUUGGGACGAAUUCAAGGACUUUAAUAAGUACCUCAAGUACAUUGAAGAUCAAGGGGCUCACCACGCCGGCUUAGCAAAGAUCAUUCCACCCAAAGAAUGGGUUCCCAGGAAGAACGGUCCGAAUUUUGACGAGCUCAAUAUCAAGAUUCCGGAUCCAAUUUGCCAAGUGGUGAAUGGCAAUCGGGGCAUCUUUCAGUCCAUCAACGUCAGGAAGAAGGCCAUGACGUCCAAGGAGUUUCACAAACUGGCCAUCAGUGAUCGAUAUCGAACACCCUCGUUUCAAGACUACGAAGAUCUCGAACGCAAAUAUUGGAAAAAUGUCACGUUCGUGUCUCCGAUUUAUGGAGCGGAUGUGGCUGGAUCCGUCACCGACGACGAUUGCAACGAGUGGAACAUCCAACGCCUCGGGUCCAUCUUGGAUUGGAUCAACGAGGACUACAACGUGCAAAUUGCCGGCGUGAACACGGCCUAUCUGUAUUUCGGGAUGUGGAAAACUACCUUCGCGUGGCACACGGAAGACAUGGAUCUACAUUCCAUCAACUAUCUUCAUCACGGAGAGGCCAAGUUCUGGUACUCGAUCCCGCCCAGUUAUGCCCGGAGAUUCGAGCGAAUGGCCAGAGGUCUGUUCCCGAAUCUCGAGAAGGAUUGUCCGGCAUAUCUGAGACACAAGAUGUGUCUGAUCUCGCCCAACAUCCUCCGCCAAAACUCGAUCCCAUACAACAAGAUUGUCCAAAAGGAGGGGGAAAUCAUGAUCACUUUCCCCAUGGGAUAUCACAGUGGGUUCAAUACCGGCUACAAUAUUGCCGAGUCCACGAACUUCGCCACGGAACGGUGGGUGGAGUACGGAAAGCGGUGCACUCGAUGCUACUGCAAACCCGACACGGUACAAAUCUCCAUGGAGACGUUUGUGAAGCGCUUGCAACCCGAAAGAUAUGACAAUUGGUUGGCGGGACAGGAUUAUUCGCGACAUCCGGAAGAGCCCGACGCCAGACUCACCGUAGCCCCUCCACCGUCGAUUGAAGAGUUUCUCCAGAACAAGUCCAAUCACGAUAAACUGAUCCCGCAGUGCAUGUUGGAGCCCGGCCAUGGUAAGAAACGCAGACAUCCAAUCCACACGAAGAAGAACAACAAUCAGGAGGAGGGCGAGGAGGAGGGCGAACCCAUGGCCACGAGGGCGGAACGGGAUCACUUGGAAGACAUCUGGGUGAAAGCGGGAGAGAUGGACCCCGAGGAAAUCAGUUUGGGUGACGAGUCCAAUGGGAAAAAGAAGAAGAGGAAGCUGAAGGUAUUGCUCACCGAUGUCAUGGAGGGCAUGAAAGAGGCAUCCAAGAAGAAGAAGAGGACGAAGAAGAAGGUCCGCGAGUCUCCCUGGGAAAUCACGCCGUCGAAAGUGAUUUCCGAUCCUGCUGAGAUCAUCCCGUCGCCACUGAUCAAGAGCGACGAGAAUGACGAAAAACCUAGUAUUAUUACCUCAAGUUUCAACCACACCUUCUUCAAUUUGAUGCAGAACAAACACCUCAUGCUGCCGAGCAAACCGUUGCCUCAAAGUGAUCUCAAAGAGGAGACGGUGGAAAAUGCGCUGAAAACCGAGCCUGACGUUCUCCAAGGGGCGCUGAAGGCCUCGUUUAGCCCUGAAAUGGGGUCGGGCGACUCCACCAGCAAGUGGAUGACAUCGCUCAACGGAGUGCCCAAUCCCAAGUCAAAGAAGAAUAAAACGCAGAGCCGGAAGAAUGGGGGGGAGUCCAAGGUGCCCAGUUUGAGCCUCGCCGAGACGAUUCUCAAGCUGCAAAGUCAGUUGAUCUCAAAGAAAGCCCCGCCUGAGCCCUACCCACCCAUGGCCAGUAGUGUGGCCGUCGUUCACAACAAUAAGGAACCCAUUCCGAGGAAUGGCCUUCCUCCCGUCGUCACGGCUCAAAGGCCGCCCUCUGAGGUGCCCCGACCCACCAUGAAUCACAUCCAAGUGACUGCCCAAAACCAAAAGUCCUUGCUGAAACCAAAGAGCGCUCUCAUCCGGCCCAGCCCAUUGAGCCAUUCGACGAAACUAAAAAAGCCAACCCGCCUUUCGCGUCCAAGUCCAAACAGUAUGGACCUCUUGAACAGCUUGCUACUCUCCCAACAACCGGUUGCUCCAUCUCAGAACAGGGUGACUCAAGUCCAGAUCUCUGAGAAUGGCGAGCCUCCGACCAUUUCGAUACCUGACCUGCCCUCGACGGACAACCACCACGCCUCUUUUGACCCGCCCCCAAUGGCGCCGUCGUCCGAGCUGGAUCGAGUCCUAGCCUUGCAUGGUAUCCGCAAAGGCCUCGAGUCGCAGCCCUCACUUGGCCCGCCCGCAUUCACCAAUCCCCCUCUACCCUUCUCCCUUUCGCAACCCUGGCAACAGCCUUUACCCCGGGAGUCUCUACCCAUGCAGUCCUACACAGCUCCCCUGGCCAAUAAUGGCUUUGGUGGUCACGAGACAGCCAUGGCCCCAGUGCAAUACCCGCAGCCUCCCCUAACCUAUGCAUCCCCCAUGAGUAAUGGCCAUUCCCCACACCCACCCACAACGUUGGGCAGCCUUUCCCUGCAGGUCAAUUCCGCUUCCCUCUCGUAUCCUGACCCGAGGAUGCAACCCAUGCAAUCGCCACCCCUUCAAGCUUUCACUACCACUUUAGAAGAGAACCCUCUGAUCAAGCCAAGCUCGCCCAGGUCCACGCAGGUCAUUCAAACCUCAAUCCAAGUAGUCUAUUCCCGCCAAGGCGAAUGGUUUCCGCCUUGGCGAUCCGAGCUCUGGAUGACGGAGGACCCGCAUUGGUCGUCGCAGGCGAGUGUGGAUUUAUCCGAGGGUUCUAUGUUCAUUCGAGUGGAAGGUCCCACGGGCAUCAAGAAGUCGUUCAAGCUACCUUUUUCCAACAUUUUCGCGUCCAAGAGCGGCGAAGUGGAUUGGCCUCCGAGCAUCGAGAAAAUGGCAGAUUGCUCGGAUCUGGCCGACUGGGUGCUCGACAUCUGCGUGAACCCGUGGGCGCAUAUCAAGGCUACGAUCCGGGAUCCGUGGCACAAGUCUUAUUUGAUGACCAUUCCUGUGAAGUUGGCCGAAUUAUCCUGACCCCGGAGCAAAGCAGGCAGUCUGCGGGUCAAGAAACGGAAAGUGGGCAGGAAGAAGAAGAAGAAGGUGGUGGUAAUGCGGGAUGCCCUGUAAGUCUCAGUCUCUCUUGUUUUCUGCUGGAUGCCUCAGGUGGUUUGAAAGGUGGCCUACCUUAUGCCCUCUUUUCGGAGGCCCUCUCGAGUACAAAAAUCAGUUGUCCCUUUAGGGAAUGUCACGCCAGUGUCACAGGGCAUUAUUAUAAUCCAACGAUACGAUCUAUUCUAGAUGUGUUAUUUCAAGGUCUGCGCUCAGCCUUGAGCCAUUAAUUAUACACACAUAAUGUGAAUUAAAAAUCCAAGUAUAUUUGGACAAAUAAAAUCAAAAUGGAAGGCAAUUUUAUCAGUCUU
Tigriopus californicus is the source of this 3744-nucleotide messenger RNA. Its product is annotated as lysine-specific demethylase 4B-like. Gene Ontology annotation, cellular component: nucleus. Gene Ontology annotation, biological process: chromatin remodeling. NCBI's taxonomy places the organism in Eukaryota, Metazoa, Arthropoda, Copepoda, Harpacticoida, Harpacticidae. Gene Ontology annotation, molecular function: histone H3K36 demethylase activity; histone H3K9 demethylase activity. The record is from RefSeq and is a predicted model, not a curated record.